CUGAUCAGCACCGGUCAGCACUCACCCCAACCACCGAGGAGACCUACAGUUGGAGAGGAAGGCACCACUGGAAACGUCUCUCCAACGGGAGGGACACACUUCGACCCCAAGUCCUGUCAACUCAACGAGACAUGAUAUACCGCUGUCAUAAAAAAAAAUGGACGGAUUCAUCUCUGACAGCUGAAGAUACGAGUUGUUUUAAAACGCUGGGAAACCUUCAGCCAGAGCAACUGGUGUAGAUACCAUGGCAGAAGGUGGGUGCAGAGACAAGCUCUUUGUGGAUAAACAUCGAGGCGAACUGAUACAGAGAGCGAACAACACCGCAGCCAUUCUAGCUGAGCUUGUCAGUGAAAAUGUCAUCCAACAAGACAGUUAUGAAAAAAUCAGGGCUCUGCCUACCCCUCAGCAGAUCAUGAGGGAGCUCUUCAGUGGGCCCUUGGCAUCCAGUGGAGUUCAAGGAAAAGAGACCUUCUACAAAAUCCUGAAUAAACAUGAGUCUUAUCUAAUCGAUGACCUCAAGAGAACUGAGUAUGAGAACGCCAUGAAAGUGGAAACCAUAUCAUCUGUCAUAGAGCUGCUUUUGGAAACGCUGUCUGGUUUGAGUGACUGGGAGCUUGAGGAGUUCAAGAAUUUCCUCCUGAGUCAAACUUGCAUCUACGAACACUUCUCAAAUAUCCAGUGGAGGCUGUUGAGGACCGCAGACAUGCAGGACACAGUGUUUUCUAUGGUGCAGAAUAAUGGCCAACAGUCUGUGGAGACGACCAAGGAGGUUUUAGAGAAGAUGAAGAGGACUGAUCUGGUGCAGAGGUUGUCAGACAGCAGCUCAGGAUCCAAAAAAAAACACUCUGUGGAUGAACACCUGUCUGCACUGAUCCACAAAGUGGCAACUAUGAGGGCUAUUAAAGAGCGGCUUUUGGAGACACUCAGUGAUUUGAGUGACAGGGAGUUAGAGAAGUUCAAGUGGUUGCUGCAGUUCACGUUCUUCCAGAGGAGUCUUGAACUCAUCUCAUGGAGAGAAGUGCAGUGGACUUACAAUGUAAAUGAACUGGUGGAUGUGAUGGUGGAGAAGUUCGGUCAGCAGUCUGUGGAGGUGACCGUGGAGGUUUUGAUGGACAUGAACAGGAGUGAUCUGAUGCGGAAGCUGUCAGAGACCAUCUCAGGACACAAAGAGAAACACUGUAUGGAUGAACAUUGCCCUGCAUUGGUCCAGACGGUGGAGAUGAUGACAUCUGUCAUAGAGCUGCUUUUGGAAACACUGGCUAGUUUGAGUGACACGAAGCUCAGGAAGUUCAGGGACAUCCUCCUGAGUCAGACUGACUUCGACAGAUGCGUUUCAUACAUCCCAUUGAUACUGCUGGAGAUAGAAGACAGGCAGGUCACAGUGUUUUUAAUGGUGCAGACCUAUGGCCAACAGUCUGUGGAGACGACCAAAGAGGUUUUAGAGAAGAUGAAGAGGACUGAUCUGGUGCAGAGGUUGUCAGACAGCAGCAGAGGACCCAAAAGUGAACACCAAUCUGCACUGAUCCAGAAAGUAGCAACAAUGGCAGCUGUUAAACAGCUGCUUUUGGAAACUCUGAAUGAUUUGAGUGACGAGGAGCUCAAGAAAUUUAAGUGGUCUCUGGAGUGGAUUGUCUCCCAGAAGGACCUCCCAGAUGUCUCACCGGAGUUUGGCCUCACAAACGACAGAGCAGAAAUAGUGGAUGUGAUGUUGCAGACCCACAGCCAACAGUCUGUGCCAUUAACCAGGGAGGUUGUAAAGAAAAUGAACAGGAUUGAUCUGAUGCAGAGGUUGUCAAAGCCCAGCUCAGAACUCGAAGAGGCACACUCAGUGGAUGAACAUGUACCUGCAGUGUUGAAGAAAGCAGCUGUGAAACUGAUUCUUUUGGAAACACUGAAAGAUUUGAGUAAGAAGGAAAUCGAGAAAUUCAAGUGGUUGCUGCGGUUUACGCAGUUCCAGAAGGGUCUUCCACACAUCCCAUUGAGCGGAUUACAGUGGGCAGACAGUACAGACACACUGGUGGAUCUGAUGGUCCAGACCUGUGGCCAGCAGUCUGUGGAGGUGACCACGGAGGUUUUCAUGGACAUGGACCGGACUGAUCUAGUAGAGAGGUUGUCAAUCAUCAGCUCAAGAAUCAAAGAGAAACAGCCAUCUGAACUGCUCCAGAAAGAAGUCACCAUGACACCACUAAUGGAGAAACUUUUGGAAACACUGGAAGAUCUAAGUGAGUGGGAGCUCAGGUACUUCAAGCAUGUCCUACAGCACAGCAGAAUGAAGAAAAGCCUCCCAAAAUUCUCCACACAGAGAUUGGAGACAGCAAGCAGAAUUGGCAUGUUGAAGCUGAUAGUGGAUUUCGACAGCCAGCUGUCUGUGGAGGUGACAAGGGAGGUUUUAAUGAAGAUGAACAGGAGAGAUCUCACAGAGAGGUUGUCAGAAACCAGCUCAGGACUCAAAGGGCCUUCAAGAAGCUUGGAGCUUGAGGACUGUGGAAACAUUAUGCAGGACUCCAGUGACUGGACUGAAGUUGAACCUGAAGUGAACAGUACAGAUGCAGACAAGGCUUCAACUUACAGCCUACAGUCUGAAGCAGGAAACUUUGAAUGCAGUGUCUCCGGCUUGCGCUGGAUCUGUAAGGAAAAGGUCAGCUUUAAGUACCAGUUUUGCUCUUGGGAAGGACCUAUAGAAAGGAUAGAAAGCAUGCAGUACAUGGCUGCAGGUCCCCUGAUGGACAUCACAGUCAUUGCUGGGAAGUUAGAUGUAGUGUACCUGCCACACUGGAUCUGCAUAGAUGACAACCCUACAAUAUUAGACAAGUUUGUAGUCCUACACAUAGAUGACUGUGGAGAUGUCGUGGAAAAAGUGUCUGAGGUCACAUCGUCCCAUGUCAAGCUGUCUGAACCAGUUUUCUCUCCAAGAGCGGUCCUGAUGAAAGCUGGCCUGUUGGUGAAAAUACACUGUAAUGUGUUGAUAUACAAGACCAACACAGCAUUCCUCACUCUCCAUGUUUAUCUGAUCCCAUGUGAUCCGGGUCUACAACAGGAAAUGGACAAGAGGGAGUUAUCCCGUGGAUACAAAAUUAUCCAAAAGCCACAUCCAGAGAGGUCCCUGAAAAUGCAAGAUCGUUUCAUCCUAACAGCAGAUUUGGACAGUGCAGACAUUUGUCCUGAAACAUUAAAGCUCAGACAUAAAAACAUAAAUUUCUUUGAAGUGUUCAUUGAAAAUCCAGACAAAGUUUUCAAGCUCAAGCUUGAACAAGUAAAUGAUCAUCAACCAGUGUGGACCUGUACAGUUCGAAAAGAUGACUACCAAAGCAGCACUGGUCCUUUACAAGGGGAGCACUUUGUGGAUAAACACCAGUGUGCUCUGAUUGAGAGAGUGAGCAAUAUAAAACCAAUCUUGGAUAAUCUCCUGAGUGAAAAGGUAAUCCAACAAGAAGAGUAUGAUACAAUCAGUGCCAUCCCAACCACUCAGGAGAAGAUGAGGAAACUCUAUAGCGGUGCCCUGAAAGCUGCAGGACAUGACGGCAAAGACGUCUUCUACAAAAUCCUUGAGGAGAACGAGACAUAUCUUGUUGCUGAUCUCAAGAGGAAGGAGUCAUAAAUACUGUGAUCAGGGUAAAUUUGCUCUUUUGUUAUAUUUCCGCUCUGAGACUGUGGAACUGACCCUGUUUUUCUCUUAUUUUGAUUCUACACAAAUAUAAUAGCUUGUUUGCAAUCAUGUGAUUUAAGACUCGCUAAAUUUAGAUGGAGGGAAGGUAGUGAUAAAACCCAUAUAGUGCGUGAAUUUGAAAUAGAGAAGGGUGACUACAAAGAAGGGUCGGACACUAUCGUUGUUAGAAUUUACCUUGUCCUUCAGACCUCCUAAUGCUACUCAUGUUACUCCGUGAGCUAGUUAAAGUGUUCUAGUGUCUAGUGGACUAUAACCAGUACUGGAGAUGAGGGGGGAUGGCAUCCCCCUUGAAAUAAAAACGGUCAAAAUCAUCCCCCUUCUAAAACUGCCAUCCCCCUUUCCAUCCCUUGUGUCAUUUUUUUUUAAUGAAUGUGGUAUUACUGCUAUUUCAGCAUUUAGUCUUAACUUUGGUUUUACGUAUAUCAAAUAAAAUACUGUGGGCGAGAGCACACAUGCAAAGAUGUUUUUAUAUCGUAUCUCAGCGAGCUGUGACGUUGAUGUUAUGCCUGUGCCCUAUAGAGGGCGCCUGAACAACACAUAGUGCGUCCAAAUUCACACUUGUUCUUCUCUAUGGAUUUUCUCCACAACCGUGCGUUGUAGCAAGAAGCCACUCAGGUUACGUGAAACAGCGGAACCGCAGCUUUCCGACAAGACCACGCACUUGUCGGUAGUCUAAUUUUUUCACAGCGAAAAAAAUGAUAAAAUUACACUAAAAUGAUUUAUAACAAAGCUUUCAUACAGCUUUCCACACACAUUGCUCUUGGAUGGAUUACUCGCGAAUGCAGGGUUGCACAGAAAUGACACGCAUAUCACAUGAAAGGGCAGGACCAGAGCUUUCCGAUGAUACCACACACAUCAUAGGUCAUCCCAUCACGCUAAAAAUACAGAGCAAUUGUCUACAAAAUAAAAACCUGACAAAUUUCUUUACAAUCCAUUAUACAGAUCAGUCACUUCAUAUAUUUUUCUGAUCUUAGAUGUAAAUAUUGCAUGUUUCUUUCAAAUAAAACACAUUUUUGACUUGUGAAUGAGUCAAUCGAAUUUCUUGCAAUAAUGAAAAAAUGCUGGCAAUCACGCCUGGCACAAACCACAUGUUUUGGACAGCUGUGAAGUGACAGAAUGUCCCACCAUCACGGUUCUUAUAUUGCCAGAUUCCAGAGAGUCUCCCCUCUUCAUAUAUGGCAGAAUAUGUGUACUUCCCACUUGCUAUGGUGAGAUACAUGUAAAAAUUUAGUAGCACGUAUUUGUUUUCAUUGAUAGAAAAAUAUUUAUAAAAUACAGGCACAUAGAAGGACGUGGUGAUGGCAAAUCUGGUUAGCCCAGAUUGUCCUAACCCCCCCCCCCAAGAUAUAGCAUGUGCAUGUAGCCUUUAUAAUGACUGUGAUAUGAGCUUAAAUGUAAAGGGCCCAAAGGGUUAAACAGCGAUAUUAAAAGGAAGGUGAGAAAUUAUUUUCAGCCCAAAAACUAUUUUAUCUCCAGUGGGGUUUUUUUAAAUCCACACUUGAAUGUUGGGCAUUUUCAAGAAAAUAUGUAGUUUUCUUAAAAAUCAACUGGAAGAGUAAUGUCAUGUGCUUGCAUAAGAUUUCUGCUCAGUCAUUCUAACAAAACCAUAAUGAGCUUGUUUUCUUCACAUAGAGGAUAACUAUGGCCAGCAAGCAAGGGCAAGAAAUAAUGAGAACAAAAAGCAUGACUAUGAAAAUCUCUGGAAACUUUUAUGAGAUAGGGGAGAGUGGGGUAGGCAGCCAUAGAAUUGGACCUAUGUAUUUUGUAUUAUUUGUAUUUUUAAUAUGUUUUUAUGUUUUAAGUUUCAAUUCGCACUCCAUGCCCUGAAGUUGGGAAUUUUAACCUACAAUAUUUGUAUUUGUAUCAGUAAAGAUCAACAUUUCUUUUUCAUUUUUUUAAUGAAGGGUUUCUUGUUUAAUUUAUAUGAUUUAAUUAAUCACAAUUAAAAAUUAACCCUUAGAUACCAGUUUUGAUCGUAUACCACUAACUGCUUUUUUGGAAAAUACACUAUAAUUCAAUAUUCUAAAAGCAAAAUUGACUUUGAUUAUUAUUAGUAUCAUCGGUUGACACAAGUAGAAGAUGAAGAAGAAAUGAUUUUGCACUUGUCCUGUGCAUUUGACCCUAACUAUGUAAGAGCAGUGGUGCUAUGGCAGACCCUCUGUGCUGUCAUCAGCACAAUUUAUGUCCCCAUGUGAUAAAAUCCACCAUCCCCCCCUGAUUUUUUUUUUUUUUUUACAACUUGAGUACUGACUAUAACUAUUUUGUGUUAUCUGGGUCCACGACUGAAACGACUACCAUCUUGCUCUUGGCCAGGUGUACAUGGAGACACCGUUGUCAGGCUGAUGUUACCAGCUAACAUUAGCUAACUUUGGCUACUGUUUUCUACCUAACGUUACGAGGUUAAUCGAUCCCAGAGGUCUGAGGUAAUGCCGUCAAAGCUCUCAGUCGUGGCUAAAAACUUGGAGAAGUUGUCGCAGCUCGAUGUAAUUGCAUCCAACUUGAGGCAUGUUUAACAUGCUUUAAGGUUUGACAAUAGUUCACUGGGCUCUUCCAAACCCAAGACUGAGGUUUUGGAUCCACAUCUGCUGCUGUUUCUCAGUUACUUUUUAAAAAUACUUCUCCCCUUUAUGUCCUACUGUAUUUGGGUCAUAAAUUGGCUCUUGUUUUUUCCCAAGUUUUAUUGAUUGGGCCGUAAGCAGCGCAAAUCAAAGGCAUUGGUGCAGUGUUGGUAGACUUUGCCUCCAGCUGCCUUCAAUCUGGACAGAGCACCAAUGUAAUAUGUCAUAUGCAAAGACACUAUGACUGUGCACUUUUUAAAAACAUGUUUACAUAUUGUCUAAUGUCUGUUUGUCUAGCAUUUGUUGCUUUUCAAUAAAUAAAUUGUCUUAAUAUGACUUAAUUCUUAUGUUUGGUAUCUUGUCCAGCUGAUAAAUGUGAGUCAUAUAUUAACUUAAUAUCUGUCCCUUUAGCUGCUUAAUGCUCCAUU
Messenger RNA from Epinephelus fuscoguttatus (brown-marbled grouper), 6653 nucleotides. RefSeq lists its product as uncharacterized. The record is from RefSeq and is a predicted model, not a curated record. The coding region runs from base 245 to 3598 and encodes 1117 amino acids. Gene Ontology annotation, molecular function: protein binding. Gene Ontology annotation, biological process: regulation of apoptotic process; inflammatory response; innate immune response. The transcript is spliced from 22 exons. Lineage: Eukaryota; Metazoa; Chordata; Actinopteri; Perciformes; Serranidae.